Molecule: messenger RNA, 1730 nt
Organism: Cygnus atratus (black swan)
Lineage: Eukaryota; Metazoa; Chordata; Aves; Anseriformes; Anatidae
Gene: MPPE1
Product: metallophosphoesterase 1
Exons: 10
Coding region: 240-1439 (399 amino acids)
Biological process (GO): GPI anchor biosynthetic process; endoplasmic reticulum to Golgi vesicle-mediated transport
Cellular component (GO): endoplasmic reticulum-Golgi intermediate compartment
Molecular function (GO): phosphoric diester hydrolase activity
Source: RefSeq, a predicted model, not a curated record
AUCUAAAGCACGCAGUACAGGAAUCUGUCAAACUGAACAACCAGUAUGAAAAGUGCUUGAAACAAAUAACUGUUAUGUAUGGACUUCCUUUUACAGCACAUUUGUAACUACUAAUUAGUCUGAUGGCAAGGGUUUUGUACUGAUAUGAAGCCCCACUUGGUCCUCUGACAAGACCCUAUUGUUUUCACCUUGGAGAGGAGAACUUAGCCACUGGGAAAGACUCUUAUGCUGGUACUGCAAUGCUGACUUCUAGAUUGAUCACUGUGAAGAAUCUUCCUUCGAGGAAGAGGAUCUGUUUCCUGCUGAAACUUGUGUGCUUUGUCAGCUCCGUGUUAAUAUUUUGUGAAUUUUUAAUUUAUUAUGUGGUAAUUUUUCAAUGUCGAUGGCCAGAAGUGAAAGGUGGAGCUCACACAGGUAACACAGAGACUUCAGCUUCAGUCCUGAAGGGCAUAAUUUUAGCUGACACUCACCUGCUUGGUGAAAUCAAAGGACAUUGGCUGGAUAAACUACGAAGGUGGGAAUGGCAAAUGGAGAGAUCUUUCCAAACUGCCUUGUGGUUACUGCAGCCAGAUAUUGUUUUUAUUCUGGGAGAUGUCUUUGAUGAAGGAAAAUGGAGCUCACCUCAGGCAUGGGCAGAUGAUGUCAGGAGAUUUCGGAAAAUGUUUAAGUAUCCAGCUUCUACUGAACUGGUGGUUAUCGUUGGAAAUCAUGACAUUGGAUUUCAUUAUGAAAUGACCACGUACAAGGUAAAUCGAUUUGAAAAAAUUUUCAACUUUACUUCAGGAAAGCUAAUAACUCGAAAAGGAAUAAACUUUGUCAUAGUGAACAGCGUAGCCAUGGAGGGUGAUGGCUGCGCUAUCUGCCGUACCUCAGAGGCAAAGCUUGUGGCGCUUUCUCACAAACUGAAUUGCUCCCAGCAGAACUGGAAUCAUUCCAACAAAAGAUGCAGUGACGUGGAAAAGCUUCCAGCUUCGGAACCAAUCCUUUUACAGCAUUACCCUCUCUACCGGAAAAGUGAUGCUGAAUGCAGUGGAGAAGAUUCUGCCCCUCCAGAGGAGAAGAACAUCCCAUUUAAAGAAAAAUAUGAUGUACUGUCUCAGGAAGCAUCACAAAAGCUGUUAUGGUGGUUUCGUCCCCGUUUGAUUCUCAGUGGGCACACCCAUAGUGCUUGUGAAGUGCUGCAUGCGGGGAAAAUUCCAGAAAUCAGCGUCCCGUCGUUCAGUUGGAGGAAUAGAAACAAUCCUAGUUUCAUCAUGGGCAGCAUAACACCAACUGACUUCUCCCUCCAAAAAUGCUUCCUUCCAUAUGAGAGCAGAGUCUUUACUAUAUACUGUGCAGCAGGUGCUCUGCUUGUAAUCCUGAUACUAGCUCAUUUUCAGCUUCUCACUCCACCAUUUUAUUUUGCUCAGCAUUUAAUCAGUAAGCAUAAAGCAGUAUGAAGAGCCAGACAUCUGCAUUCAGUCACUGAAAUACCAAAGCUGAGAACAGUCAAACAUCAGACUAUAUUCAUGCCAGCAAAUGACCUAAUUUGAUUGCUAGUCUGAAGGCAGGUUGCAUUUACACAUACCAUAGAAGUCCUAUACAGCUGAUAUGACUACUACAGGAUAAAUAAUUAACCAAAAUGAACGUUUCAUGCUGUACAAAAAUACUGUAUUCUACAAUCAAAUGAGUCCUUUUCCUGCUAUAAUUUUUGUAUCAAAUAUGUAUAUUAAAAGUUUAACUGUACAUUA